GCAGCAGACGACACGAUACGCGGACACAUGGAACAUGGAACGGUCCGACUAGUGGCUUCAGUGAACUGCAGGAUGCCGCCGUGAUCGUGUGUCGUCUGUAUCUUUCGGUGGAUCGGUUGGGUACAUCACGUGUCCGUCUCGUUCGUCGAGGAUUCUACAGGAUACCGAAGACAAUAUCGACGGAAUCACGCUCGUCGGGGGACCGAAGGAACCGCGCCGCGCCGCACCGAACUUGAGAUCACAGCGAGGCCGAGAAUUCAGUUUUGUGUCGAGGGGGUGCGAUAGAUGCAUCCUUGAAUUCUGACAUCGGGGCAUAUAUGUCCGUUGGCGGUGUUCGACAUGAGUACAGAAGGAAGAUCGUCCAUCGGGAGAAGAUGACACCGCGACGGCACGUAUUCGCGGCGAUUCGUCGAGUAUUAUUGGUCGCCGGUGUGAUAACGUUGUUGGUGCUGGCCCUGUCGAGCCAGGAUGCUGGCAAUAGCGUACAGCAAGGCCUUUUGUUGGAGGAAGACUCCAACCUGACCCCGGAGGAAAGAUUAAUGGAGGAAGCAACAAAUGCUGAAACCGAACGACGUUUAGCUGCCAGAAGGAAGUUUCUGACCGAGAGAUGCGCGGAGGAGGGUUUGGAUCGACCUGGAAAUGAUUCUCUUCAUAGACCUAAUGCCUGGGAGUUUCUUGUGAAUAAAGAGUACCACCUGAUAUGGUGCAACAUCUUCAAAGCAGCGUCCACAUCGUGGAUGUACAAUUUCAAUUUGCUCGCUGGAUACAGUCCACAGUUUUUAAAGGCCUCGAAGGCUGUACCAGUUUCUCUAGCCAGACAGAAAUAUCCUAGAUACACGGCAGAAGAGUUAAACAAGUUCCUAAACGACAGCAUCAGUUUUCUGAUAGUCAGGCACCCCUUCGAGAGAUUGCUCAGCGCCUACAGGGAUAAACUGGAGCACAGUUUGCCGCACACGUUUCAUAGUAAUCUGGGGGCUCAUAUUGUAUGGCACUACAGAUCAAGGGAUCCAAAAACAAAUGGAAGACAUGGUCCGAGGUACCCGCUGUUCGAGGAAUUUGUACGAUGGUUGUUGUGCCAGUGGAGGGCUGGCAAUGAACUGGACAUGCAUUGGACACCAGUCGUGAAUUUUUGUACACCGUGUCAAGUACGAUUUGAUGUGAUAGCAAAAUUUGAAACACUUCAUGAAGAUCAAGAUUAUCUGAUAAAACAAGCACAUGUGGGACACAUUAUUAAGCCGGAGUGGAAGAAUCCGACAAGAGGUGUUCAAACAAAGGAUGUAAUCAAGUAUUACUUUGCUCAAUUGAGUAAAUCACAGAUCAACGAUCUGUAUGAGAUGUUUAGGUAUGAUUUUGUACUCUUCGAUUAUUCUCCUGAUGACUAUAUUGUACUUGGGAGAGAUGAAAACACAGAACUGAUUUGUAAAAAGUAAUGCUGGCUGUUUGGUGCAUUGGAAACUAGGGCAUUCACGUUCAAAUGUGUUGUUUUCUUUCAUUGAAUUUGCAGUGAUACGCAUCAAGUCGGUUACAACGAACAUAUUAGAUAAAAAGUGAUGGUUACCAAUUAAUUAAUUAAUUCGAAUUAGGGUUGAUACGCAGAUCGCGCUAAUUACUUGCUAAAAUAAGAAAAAUGCAGUCAACUUUUCAAGUUGACAUUGCUAUGCAAGCACUGUUGUUGUAUUAAAAUUUUUUAUAAUUAACAAAUAACAAGCUACGAUCUAUUAAAAGUAUUAGGCUCUAUGAGAACCAUGAAUAUUUGUAAAUUGUCAAGAUACGAUUCUAAAGGGUUUUUAAACUAACUACACACAUGCGUAAUAAGAUUAUUGCAUUGCUUACAUGA
Molecule: messenger RNA, 1837 nt
Organism: Megalopta genalis
Lineage: Eukaryota; Metazoa; Arthropoda; Insecta; Hymenoptera; Halictidae
Product: carbohydrate sulfotransferase 11
Biological process (GO): carbohydrate biosynthetic process
Cellular component (GO): membrane
Molecular function (GO): sulfotransferase activity
Source: RefSeq, a predicted model, not a curated record